Trematomus bernacchii (emerald rockcod) is the source of this 6079-nucleotide messenger RNA. RefSeq names its product cilia- and flagella-associated protein 44. The record is from RefSeq and is a predicted model, not a curated record. Lineage: Eukaryota; Metazoa; Chordata; Actinopteri; Perciformes; Nototheniidae. The transcript is spliced from 35 exons. Gene Ontology annotation, molecular function: protein binding. The coding region runs from base 124 to 5496 and encodes 1790 amino acids.
CCAAACUUAAACGGAUGACUUGGACAGUCAAAUGUAAAGGUUUGACGCGUUAAAUAUGAGGCAAAAUUCACGUUAAAACAUUUUGAAUGCAAAAACAGAGAAGCAGAUGAGUAAACAGCGGAAAUGUCGGAAGAAAACACAACUACUGUUGGUGAACAGACUGAGAAGAGAGAGACUGCUACACAGGAUAACGGUGAAGUGAUGCAGCAUGAGGCUGAAAACGGAUCAACAAAGCAGCUCUCUGAGUACUACAAUUAUGAGGAACUUCACUCCAGACCAUACAUCACACCGGACUCUGAAAUCCCAGAGAACCUCCUGCACCUCUGUCACUCCUUUGGCUAUGACAGUGGGCGCAGGGGGAACCUGCAGCUGCUGGAUGACAACACUCUGAUCUUUAUCGCCGGGAACCUGCUCGUGCUGCUCGACGUUUCCACCAAGGAGCAGAGAUACCUCCGCUCCUGCAGUGGAGGAGGAAUCGGCACCAUCAAGGCACAUCCAAGCAAAGAGUGCUUCGCUGUAGCAGAGAAGGGAAUCCAGCCCAACAUCAUAAUGUAUGAAUAUCCCUCGUUACGGCCGUUCUGCAUCCUCAGAGGUGGUACGGAGAGGGCGUACUGCUUUGUGGAUUUUAACCAAGACGGGAGCCUGCUGGCCAGCGUGGGGGCGGACCCCGACUACAUGCUGACGCUGUGGGACUGGAGGAGGGAGGAGGUGAUGCUGCGCUGCAAGGCCAUUUCUCAGGAGGUGUACCGAGUCAGCUUCUCCCCAUACAACCCGGGACUUCUCACAUCAUCGGGAUCUGGACACAUCAAGUUCUGGAAAAUGGCCGACACAUACACAGGGCUUAAAUUGCAAGGGCUUAUGGGAAAUUUUGGGAAAACUGCAGCGACUGAUAUCAAGGGCUACGUGGAUCUUCCUGAUGGAAAGGUGGUGUCCGGCUCAGAUUGGGGAAACCUGCUGCUGUGGGAGGGGAACGCCAUCAAGGUGGAGAUUUGUCGUAAGGGGGGGGGGAAAUGCCACGCCGGGAUGGUCCAGCCGUUCGCCCUGGAAGACGGACAGCUGAUGACCAUCGGCUAUGAUGGAGUGGUUCGGGGCUGGGACUUUGAAAGCAUCGACACCGCAGACAGUACCGGUGACAGCGGGCGGUUUGAGCUGGAGCCCAUGAACGAGCUGUUGGUGGGACACAACGUGUGCCUCUCCUCGGUGGUGAAGAGCUCGCAGCCGUCCGACUCCUUCAUCUGCUUCGCUCAGGACACCGGCGGAGCCAUCUGGAAACUGGAUCUUUCAUUCACCUACACUACUCCUGAUCCAGAGUGCCUGUUCUCCUUCCACGCCGGGGCCAUCCAGGGCCUGGACGUGUCCAGGAUAUCCCACCUGAUGGCCACGACCACUCUAGACCGUACCGUCAAAGUUUUUGACUUCCUGGCAAAAAGAGAGCUGACCUCCAGUCGCUUCAAUCAGGGUGGAACUGCUCUCAGCUGGGCGCCAACUUUGGUGAACCAGAUUGGAAGUCUGCUGGUCACGGGCUUUGAGGACGGGGUUGUGAGGUUGCUGGAGUUGUACGACCCUCAGAGGCUGAACGUGGUCACCGGGCGAAUCCCCAAAGGAGACGCCAAGCUGCGCCUCAAACAGGCCUUCAAGCCCCAUAGAGCACCUGUAACUGCCGUGGCGUAUGAGCGAAAUGGAGAGAUCUUAGCAACGGGGAGCUCCGACAGCACUGUGUUCUUCUUCACUGUCGGGGAAAAAUACAAACCAAUCGGCUUUGUGCACGUCCCCGGGCCGGUGCAGGCGCUGGAGUGGACGCCUCAUUCCCACGGUGAAAACCGGCUGCUGAUCCUGUGUCAGAGCGGUCACGUUGUUGAGGUGCACCCUCCUGACCCAGAGGUCCAGAGGCCCGGCAUCACCUUCCACCUGCCUGAACUGAGCAGCAGAGCCUUCAGGUUCAGGAGCAUCAAGUCUCGAAUCAAGAGAGAGCAGGAAAUUGCCAGACGACAAGCCGCAAAGGACGAGAAGCAGAAAGAGAGAGAAGAGAGGCUGAAAGAAUCCAAGCAGCCAGACUUAGAACCAGAGGAAGAUAAAGAGGAGGUGGAGGAAGAGCUGCCCUCCAUCUUCAUCCCUAAGCCUCCAAGUCCUCUCUACUGCGGCUUCUACUCAUCGCCUGGCCACUUCUGGCUCUCCAUGGGGGGCUAUGACUCUGGUUUCCUGUAUCACUGUCAGUUCUCUGAGGAGCAGGACCAGGACCCUCUGCAGCGGCAGGACGAGCCCUUUGACUUCCUGCCUGUCCUCAACGCAGACGACGACCCCAUUCGCUCCUUCACCUUCAGCUCUGACAGGCAGCUGCUGCUCUGCGGCAUGCACUCAGGCUCCAUCAGGGUCUACCCUCUGCAGCCCGGAGACCACAGCCUCAGCUCCAUGCAGGCCUACUGGGCUCUCAGUGUCCACGACAACCAGUACGGACACCUGCGGCACAUCCGCUGUAGCUAUGACGACCUCUUGGUGCUGACAGCGGGAGACGACGGGAACUUCUUCUCCUUCAGCCUGCUCCCUCCAGAGGAGCUGAAGAAAAGCAUGCAGAGGAAGAAGGCAAAUGUUCCUUCACCCAGGGUGGGCCUUGAGAAUGAGGCGUUAGCCCAGGAUAUUGAGGACCCAGCAGCCUGCAGCAUAGAGUCAGAGAAGCAGAAGCUGGAUAAGGACCGUCUGCGACGAGAGGCGGAGCUUAAGAUCGCAGCGAAGCGAAAGAAGCUGGCUGAGCUGAAUAAGAAGUUUCAACAGCUGCUGAUCACCAACCAGAGUCUGCCGGAGCAUGUCCGUCUGAAACCUGAGGAGCUGCAGUUGCACCCAUGUUUCAGUGAGCAGGCAGAGAGGGAGAAGGCCCAGCAAGUGAGGCUGGUGAGGGAGCAGGUGGCCUGGGAGGAGGAGCGCUGCAGCAUAGCACUCAGAAAAAUGCAGGACUGGUUCAAAGACUCUCUUUCCAAAGUGGUUACUGUGGUCGCCAUCUGCAGCGACCACAGAAUCUCCACCUACAGCCUGCCCACGCUCCCGGAGCAUUCAGCGCAGCUCAGACAUCAGACGAGGCCCGGCUGGCCUGAGGGAGACGGGGCUGCUGCAGCAGAACAUGGAAGACCCAGAGUGGAGCCUGCUAAAGACAGCAGCAUACUGGAAGAGGAGGAUCUGCCCCCCCCGGUGGCCGGUUCGGAAGGGGUGAAGCUGGGAGACCGGCAGGUGGAGAGGCUCCGUAAGGCUGCAGAGAAAGCUGAACAAGCUCGAGCCAAGAUAGAGAAGAGGAAGCAGGAAUGGGCCCAACUUUACGCAGAGAAGCCGAGCGAGAACUGCGAGGAUCCGCAGGAUGUGCAGGCCAUCGUCGAAGCCAAAGAGAACCUCGGAGACUUAAAACUGAAGUCAGACAAAGACUUCACGAUGCCCAAACACCUGAGGAUGAACGCUGAGAGGAAGAGCACAGAGCUGAUAGGCCUGGAGGAAAAAAUCCGUGAGAAGCAGACGGAGAUGAAUCAACGGAUCGUGGCGCUGCGGGACUCCAAGGUCCGCCUGGUGUCUCAGCUGCGCUCUCAGACUCAGCAGGUCCUGACUGUGCAGCUGCGUCUGCCGGCCCAUCUCCACCACCCUCCACCCACCCUGCCUGCCAUACUACCAGAGGAGACCCCCGAGAAGAGGCUGCAGUUCAACCGUGCAACCCUAGUGCGCUACCGUCGUCUGAGGGAUCAGAGGGUGCAGAGCAUGGAGCAGGACGAGCAGGAGGACAGCACCUAUAUAUUGGCGCAGCUGGAGAAGGAGGUGGAAAGAGAGGAAGGGACUCUGAGUCACUCAGCUUCAUCUGUAACCAGAGAAGAAGAAGAGGAAGGAGCAGAGCUGAGCGAGCUGGAGGAGGAGCUCCGGAGGGAGGAGGAGAUCAAACUGCUGCACGAGCAGGACUCUCUGCUGGAGCAGAUGGAGAGUUCGGUGUGGCAGUUUGACGCCGAGCUCGUGCUGCUGCGCCACCAGAAGCUGCUUCUGGAUUGGCAGCUGAAGCUGGCCGACCUCCGUGAGCUGACGCUCUACCAGGAGCUGCUGCUCCUCAAGGAGUUUGAGAGGAGGGAGGACAGCAUGCAGGAGAACCUCAGCGCACGCACGAAGGAGGAGAUCAGCAUCACGUCUAAGCUGAAGGAGUAUAAUGAGCAGCUGGAAGUGAAGCGAGCUGACAUAGUCAAGCUGCAGGAGAGAGAGAAAGCUCUGCACGCCGCCUUCCACGCAUCGCUGGGCGAAGAGAACAAGUUUGAGGAGUUUCUGACCAAAGUCUUCAAGAAGAAGAUCAAACGAGUUAAGAAAAAGGAACCGACAGGGAAUGAAGAAGAGGAGAAUGAGGAAGACUCUGAUGAUGACUCUGACUGGGAUGAUGAUGACGAUGAUUUUGACAGCGGCUCAGAUGAAGAAGGAGCUGCUCUGGACGAUGUUUGCCCUCCAGGCUGUGUGCCGGCGCUGUUUGGGAACACUCUGCAGCUGCGUGAGCGUCGGAUGGACCUCGAGGAGCUGCUGGUGGAGGAGAAGAAAAGUGCUGAGAUUCUGAGAAAGGAGUGCAUCAUGCUCGUCAAGAAGGAGAAAUCGGUGAAGAGCAGUCAGAAGGCAGCAGAGGACGACUUGGAGUUAGUCAACAGGGAGAAACAGCAGAAAAUAAACGAGCUGGAUGUGGUGGUUCCUCUCAGACUGCACCAGAUUAUGUUUGUUGUUAACGGCUCAGUGCCGUCGGACCAGAGCCCGGCGUUGGUGCUGGACAUGACGGAGCUGACCCGUCUGCAGGAUCGCAUCAAGCAGCUGCAGGAGGAGAAGAGCCAGCAGAAGGAUCUGUACAUCGAUGCACGCAAGCAGUACGUCGGGCUCACCCAUGACCGCAAGGACAUGAAAGUCAAAAUCGAGGUUCUGGAGAAGCAGUGCCACGAACUGAUGAUGAUGAAGUUUGGGAGGGAGGUGGACCUGGAGGCUCUGCAGACGCUGUCAGGGAACAGGAGGCUAGAGGAGCUCAAGCAGGAGAAACUCCUCCGAGAAGCUGCAUACGCCAAGGAAAUCAAACAGUGGGAUGCCAAGGUAGAAGAGGCGCGUGACCGUUUGAUGGAGGUGACCAGGUGUAACACUGAGCGAGUUCUCUGCAUGACAACUCUUAUGGACAAGAACCGAGAACUGGAGCGUAAAAUCAACGCUAGCCAGAGGAAAAUGGGCAACAAGUCCCAGGACUACAGGAGAGGUGUAGACCAGGUGGAGAUCCAGAGGCUCCAGGGGCUGGUGAAGACACAAUCACAGCAGGCUGAGGCGCUCCGGAGAGAGAUCGGCCUCCUGUCCCGUAAAGGAGGCCACGUUCUGCCCCCAGCCCAGGCCCGGCUGCCCCCGAUCACCCCCUUGCCCAACCCCACAGGACGCACCAAAACCAGCACACAAGGACCGGGGCGUCUCCUCAGCCAGGUUAAAGCACCAGACUCCAGCAGACAGGGAGUCAAUCAACACUCUGCUUAGUAACAGUAAAAGCACUUUCUUAUAAAUUAUUGUUCUGAAGAUUCAAAAAUACUUCGGUUUGCUGACCAUUAAGUUUGUUUCUGAAAAAGCUGCGCAGUGCAAACCUGUUUAUAUUAUUGACCCCAAGACUUUUCCUAUCACAUCACCCUCAGCUAAGCUAACAACAAUGAAAAAGGAGUCUCUGUUUGUAUGUCCGUCCUUCCAUUCCUUUGGCCAACGUUCAUCAGUGGACUUCACACAUCGGGUCGGUCAUACUGUUGUACAAAAGUAUACACACAAUAUAGGGUAACAACAAGAAACGAGACUAAAAACUAAGUAAUCUAAGGUGCAAACAUUUGACAAAUUAGGGAAAUUAGCACCAACUACCUUUCACCCAGGGAAACGUAAACCAAUGGAAACAUCUGGUGAUAAAUCAUAUCGAUUAUUUUGGCGGCCACAUCUGAUCAGUUUUGGGCAAAAUUAUUAAGUCAAAGAUGUGAUGAAUAGGCCUUUUUCACAGCAUCAUUUUCACUUGUCAGUAGAAAAAUCUAUGUGUACCCAAUAACGAUUCUAUUCUAUAAGCCAUCCUAGUUUGACAGUUUGC